AAAGAAGCUACGUCAACAUCUCUCCAGGACAGUUGUCUUGAAUCCACGACCUCUUUCAUCCCAACUGUUGAGCAAUAAUUAAUUCCAUCAUGUCCACCCAACCAGCUCAGUCUUAUAAUCAGGAUGCCUACAAGGCUCUGCUCAAAGGCAUCCAGGAGUUGGACCUUCAGCACUCCAGUGUUCCUUGUAACCUGGUGCUGACAGGAGAUGCCUUUCCUUUAGUGAUAAACAGCCAUGGUCACAUCCUCAUGGCUGCCUCUGUGUAUGGCAGGGGAAGAAUUGUGGUCCUGAGCCAUGAGACCUACCUGACUCUCUGUCCUGCUCUGGUAGAAAAUUCUCUGACCUGGCUGGGAGGAAAGAAGUCUACAAACUUGUCUUUCGGGGUGCAGAAAAAAAGGAAGGCUGUUGCUGAUAACCUCAGCAGUUCCAGGUACAAAGUCAGUCUUGUUGAGGAAUUUAGUAAAGAUCUUGGAGUCGAUGUGUACAUAACAGAUGCCUAUGAAGUGGGCACAAAAGCAGGAGACCUGGUAGCCUUCAUGAAAGCAGGAGGAGGGAUUUUGAUUGGUGGACAAGCUUGGUGGUGGUCCUCUCAGAACCCCAAAGAAAAUCUUGUCCUUGAGUUUCCAGGGAAUAAAGUAACAGCAGUGGCAGGAAUCUACUUUUCUGCUCAGUAUGGAAAAGCAGAAAAGAUACCAGUUUACCAUGAGGUCCCAACAUCCUGGAGAGCUGUACGAAAUAUGAUGGAUUUUAAAGGAGACCUGGAGUUUCUGCUACAAGGGGUUUCAGAUUUUGACCUCCAGGGAGAUGGAGUUCCCUCUUUAGCUCUGGUCCAUGGUCCUCUCUCUUUUUCCAUCUGUACGACAGACAAUGGAGAGACCUUUCUGGCAGGGUCAUACUAUGGACAGGGACGUGUCAUUCUGGUCACUCAUGAGGCAUUUCUGCAGUAUGAGACACUGGCAUCAUUUUGGAAGAAUGCUUUUAAUUGGUUGGACCAAGGCAGAAGAGGAGUUGCUGGAUUUCAAUCAGGCAUUAAACCGUUGCCCUACUUAGGGUUGACAUGUAAAACUACACAGUUAAACCAGGAGCUGAGUGUGUUUGUGUGCACAGCAUACACUGACACUGAUGCAAAGAUGAUCCAAAACUUUGUGGUGGAAGGAGGAGGCCUGGUGAUUGGUGGACAUGCCUGGUACUGGGCAUCAACACACAUCGGUCAAAACCCAAUGCAAGACUUCUCAGGCAACAAGAUCCUAAACAAUAUGGGAUUGAGCUUGCUCAAAGAACAUACAAGAGCAGGUGUCUACAAAGCUCCUGAUCCAAGCCAGGUCCAAAAAUUCCACAUCCGUAAUCUUGUGAACAGCUUUGCUGGUCAUGUUCUAGAGGACAAAGAACUCCCCAGGAAAAAUGACGAUCACCAUAAAAAGCUAGAAGAUUUUGCAUCAUUGUUGAAGAUGCAGGCUCAUGACUGCUUCUCCUACAUAGAGAUUCUUUCCAUUUUGACUCACAUCUUGAAGAAAAGGGGGAUCCCACAGCCGAGUAAGCAGAACCCUGUGAAGCAUCCUAAAGAUCGCAUGCUCCUCAUGCUGGUAACACAUGUGUAUGAAGCUUCGACAAACCAGGAAGAGCUUCUACCCUACAUCAUCAAGGAUAACCCACCACUUCCUGUGGUUAAGGGUCAACUGAUCAAGAUCACUGCCCAGACAGGAGAAAACGAGGAGUGGAUCAGUACAGGCCUGUACCUCCCUCCUGGUAUGAAGACAGAGGUUACAUUGUCGACCAAGCUUGUCCGGAGGGGAUGGGUGAUCCAGAUUGGAUGCCAAAGCGAUGUACUGAAGCAGGAGGAGUUAUGGAGAGCGCCAUGUGUCAUCAAGAGGUUCCCUGUUACAGCUGAAAGGAUGCAGGUGUGGAACCUGUGGGGAGGACUCAUCUACCUGCUGGCUCCACGUGAUGUAAAGGUGGAUAAGGAGGAAAUCAUGGUUCAGCAGGCUGUUUCUGCUCCCUAUUACAAGUCUGGGGUAACAACAGCAGCUGAUUGGUCCUCUCUGCGCCAAGCUCCGGCACCCUGGGCAGAGAUGGAGUUUGAAAACAUCAUCCUCACUGUGCCGUCGCACAUCAUUCGUCACGUGGAGAAUCCGAUGAAGGUGGAAAAACUCUGGAAUGGCAUCAUGAAGGGUGUUGCAGACCUGGCUGUCAUUCCACAGAAAUUCAUACGCAAGGAACGCAUUGUGGCUGAUGUGCAGAUUUCAGCUGGGUGGAUGCAUUCAGGCUAUCCCAUGAUGAUGCACUCUUCAAUAGGAGGUGAGCUGUUUAACCCAGAGGAUGCAAGAACCAAAGGUCUGUGGGGAGAAGUUCAUGAACUGGGACACAAUCAACAGAGAACCUGCUGGGAGUUUAGUCCCCACACUACAGAAGCCACAUGUAACCUUUGGUCAGUUUACGUGCACGAGGAGGUGUUGGGACUCAACAGAGCAAAGGCUCAUCCCGAGAUGACCUCACAGAGUCGGAAGAAACGUGUGGAGAAGUACGUUAAAGAGGGCAGGAAGCUCAGCAACUGGGAGGUUUGGACUGCUCUGGAGACAUACCUGCAGCUCCAGGAAAGGUUUGGCUGGGCUGUCUUUAAGAAAGUGUUUGCUCGCUAUCAUGACAUGAGGAACUUUCCUGAAGACAACGAAGAAAAGAUGAACCUCUACGCCGAGACUUUCUCCAAAGCCACAGAGAUGAACCUGACUGGAUUCUUCAAAGCCUGGGGAUGGCCCAUCAAACCAGCCACUGAAGAGAAACUGUCCAGACUGCCUCCCUGGAUCGAUCACCCCAUGGCCCAAUAUUCCUAGAAAUCCAACUAGAUAGCACUCAGAGCUUAGUGACAUGGAUUAGUUGAUGAUAGAUCUAGGUUGUCUUGUUUUCCUAUUUUAAUGGUAGAAAUGUUUAAUGAUAAACAAGCUUGCGUAUCAUAUUGGAUAAACAAAUCUAUGUGAUUAUAUUUUUAAAGAUGGUGUAGGAGCCGUUUGUCCUUAAUUUAUUGCCACCAGGGGACGUACUUCAUUUUGAAUUUCCAAUUGUUUGAUGGGGGAUGGGAUUAUUUAAGGUCAACCAUGAUUCUGGUCAGCUGUUGUUAAUGAGAGGAGGCAAUUUUCUACUGUGUUCGGUUUCGAUCAUUGUCAAAUUUAUAUAUUGAUGUAAAGGGCAAGUAAUACAACUAUAGCCAUUGUUCUUCUAUGAAAUGAUUUUAUUUUAGGUCAAACUAAAGAUUGGCAUUAUAAUCUUUAUUGAGCACAGUAAAAACAAAGCCUUUUAGGAAUAAUAACCAGUAGCCUAGAAUAUAGGAUUUUAGCUGCUACAGAUGCAAAACCAAUGAUAUGAAAUGUUUGUUUGAAAAGAAAGAAAAAUAUAGAAGAAUUAGUUUCCAGUAAUUAGAAGAGAGGCUAAUUCAAACCUAUGCUUGUAAUCAAGGUGCUUAAAUAACGAUUAAAUAAGUACACAGAUUAAUUAAAGAUUAGUAAGAUAAGAUAAGAAAGGAACAAAGGUGGCAU
This is a messenger RNA of Cyprinodon tularosa, 3527 nucleotides long. Its product is annotated as TRPM8 channel-associated factor homolog. The transcript has 11 exons. NCBI's taxonomy places the organism in Eukaryota, Metazoa, Chordata, Actinopteri, Cyprinodontiformes, Cyprinodontidae. The record is from RefSeq and is a predicted model, not a curated record. Bases 90 to 2828 code for a protein of 912 amino acids.